This is a messenger RNA of Acanthosepion pharaonis, 6951 nucleotides long. NCBI's taxonomy places the organism in Eukaryota, Metazoa, Mollusca, Cephalopoda, Sepiida, Sepiidae. The record is from the annotation of a GenBank genome assembly.
AUGUCUCUCUCUCUCCAGCCGACAUACGUCCCGCAUCAACCACCCACGGUUACUAGUCCAUCCUUUUGCAAGCAUUCAGGCUUUAACAGUUCAGCUCCAGAGUUGGAUUUCAUUCUCCUGCAAUCAACAUCUCCUGAAAAAAAGGGGCAAAUUCCAUUCUUUUUCUUUCUUUCUUUCUUUCUUUCUAUCUUUCUUUCUUUCUUUCUUUCUUUCUUUAGGCCCUGCUUUCAUUGUUCAACCUUUCUUUCUUUAAUCCAGUCUCUAAUUCACUUAUUAGAUCUCGAGUCUUUCACCAAAGAAGACUUCUUCAAUUUCGUUUUUCUCCUUUCUUUUCUUCAUUCUUACGCUCCUUCUCCUUCACUUUCCUCAAUCUCAUACUCCUCCCUUCUGUUUCAUUCUUACUCUCCUUCUUCUCCUCUUCUAACCCUUUCCUCCAUCUUAUACUCCCCACUUCUCAGUUAUAUUCGUACCUUCCUUCUUUUCCUCUUCACUCCCUUUCCUCCAUCUAAUACUCCCUCCUUCUCCGUUUCAUUCUUACUCUCCUUCUUUUCCUCUUCUCUCCCUCUCCUCAAUCUCAUACUCCCCACUUCUCCGUUUCAUUCUUACUCUCCUUCUUUUCCACUUCUCUCCCUUUCCUCCAUCUCAUACUCCCUCCUUCUCCGUUUCAUUCUUCCUCUCCUUCUUUUCCUCUUCUCUCCCUUUCCUCCAUCUCAUACUCCCCACUUCUCCGUUUCAUUCUUACUCUCCUUCUUUUCCUCUUCUCUCCCUUUCCUCCAUCUCAUACUCCCCACUUCUCCGUUUCAUUCUUACUCUCCUUCUUCUCCUCUUCUAACCCUUUCCUCCAUCUUAUACUCCCCACUUCUCAGUUAUAUUCUUACUCUCCUUCUUUUCCACUUCUCUCCCUUUCCUCCAUCUCAUACUCCCUCCUUCUCCGUUUCAUUCUUACUCUCCUUCUUUUCCUCUUCUCUCCCUUUCCUCCAUCUCAUACUCCCCACUUCUCAGUUAUAUUCUUACCUUCCUUCUUUUCCUCUUCUCUCCCUUUCCUCCAUCUCAUACUCCCCCCUUCUCCGUUUCAUUCUUACUCUCCUUCUUUUCCACUUCUCUCCCUUUCCUCCAUCUCAUACUCCCUCCUUCUCCGUUUCAUUCUUACUCUCCUUCUUAUCCUCUUCUCUCCCUUUCCUCAAUCUCAUCCCCCCCUUCUCCGUUUCAUUCUUACUCUACAUCUUUUCCUAUUCUCUCUUUUCCGCCAUCUCAUACACCCCACUUCUCCCCCUUUCAUUCUUUCCUUCCUUCUUUCCUCUUCUCUCCCUUUCCUCCAUCUCAUCCUCCCCCCUUCUCCGUUUCAUUCUUACUCUCCUUCUUUUCCUCUUCUCUCCAUUUCCUCCAUCUCAUACUCCCCACUUCUCCGUUUCAUUCUUACUCUCCUUCUUUUCCACUUCUCCCUUUCCUCCAUCUCAUCCUCCCCCUUCUCCGUUUCAUUCUUACCCACUUCUUCCUCUUCUCCCCUUUCCUCCAUCUCAUACUCCCCCUUCUCCGUUUCAUUCUUACUCUCCUUCUUUUCCUCUUCUCUCCUUUCCUCCAUCUCAUACUCCCCCCCUUCUCCGUUUCAUUCUUACUCUACUUCUUUUCCUCUUCUCUCCCUUUCCACCAUCUCAUACUCCCCCUUCUCCGUUUCAUUCUUACUCUCCUUCUUUUCCUCUUCUCCCAUUUCCUCCAUCUCAUCCUCCCCACUUCUCCGUUUCAUUCUUACUCUCCUUCUUUUCCACUUCUCUCCCUUUCCUCCAUCUCAUCCUCCCCCCUUCUCCGUUUCAUUCUUACUCUACUUCUUCCUCUUCUCUCCCAUCCCUCCAUCUCAUACUCCCCCCUUCUCCGUUUCAUUCUUACUCUCCUUCUUUUCCUCUUCUCUCCCCUUUCCUCCAUCUCAUACUCCAUUCUUCUCCGUUUCAUUCUUACUCUCCUUCUUUUUCCUCUUCCUCCAUCCCUUUCCUCCAUUUCCAUAACCCUUCUUUUCUCCUUCUCUCCGUUUCCAUCUCUUACACUCCUUCUUUCAUUUUCUCUCUCCCUUUCCUCCAUCUCAUACUCCCUCCUUCUCCGUUUCAUUCUUCCUCUCCUUCUUUUCCUCUUCUCUCCCUUUCCUCCAUCUCAUACUCCCCCUUCUCCAUUUCAUUCUUACUCUCCUUCUUUUCCCACUUCUCCCCUUUCCUCCAUCUCAUACUCCUCCUUCUCCGUUUCAUUCUUACUCUCCUUCUUUUCCUCUUCUCUCCCUUUCCUCCAUCUUAUACACCCCUUUCUCCGUUUUCUUAUUUCUUACUCUCCUUUUCUUUUCAUACUUCUCCCUUUCCACCAUCUCCACCAUCUCAUACACCUCCUUCUCCGUUUCAUUCUUACUCUCCUUCUUUUCCUCUUCUCUCCUUUCCUCCAUCUUAUACUCCAUCCUUCUCCGUUUCAUACUUACUCUCCUUCUUUCAUUUCUUCUUCUCUCCUUUCCAUCCAUCUCCCCUCUUCUUCUCAGUUAUAUUAUUAUCUUUCCUUCUUUUCCACUUCUCUUUUCCCACCAUCUCAUACACCCUCCUUCUCCGUUUCAUUCUUACUCUCCUUCUUUUCCUCUUCUCUCCCUUUUCUCCAUCUUAUACUCCCUUUUCUCAGUUAUAUUCUUACUCUCCUUCUUUUUCCAAUUGUCUCCCCUUUCCUCCAUCUCAUACUCCCUCCUUCUCCGUUUCCUCCAUUCUUACUCUCCUUCUUUUCCCUUCUCUCUUUUCCUCUUUCUCCAUGUUAUACUCCAUCCUUUUCCGUUUCAUACUUACUCUCCUUCUUUCUUUUCCUCUUCUCUCCCUUUCCUCCAUCUCAAACUCCCCCCUUCUCAGUUAUAUUCUUACCUUCCUUCUUUUCCUCCUCUCGCCCUUUCCUCCAUCUCAUACUCCCUCCUUCUCCGUUUCAUUCUUACUCUCCUUCUUUUCCUCUUCUCUCCCUUUCCUCCAUCUUAUACACCCCCUUUCUCCGUUUCAUUCUUACUCUCCUUCUUUUCCACUUCUCUCCCUUUCCUCCAUCUCAUACUCCCUCCUUCUCCGUUUCAUUCUUACUCUCCUUCUUUUCCUCUUCUCUCCCUUUCCUCCAUCUUAUACUCCAUCCUUCUCCGUUUCAUACUUACUCUCCUUCUUUCAUUUCCUCUUCUCUCCCUUUCCUCCAUCUCAUACUCCCCACUUCUCAGUUAUAUACUUACUCUCCUUCUUUUCCACUUCUCUCCCUUUCCACUAUCUCAUACUCCCUCCUUCUCCGUUUCAUUCUUACUAUCCUUCUUUUCCUCUUCUCUCCCUUUCCUCUAUCUCAAACUCCCCACUUCUCAGUUAUAUUCUUACUCUCCUUCUUUUCCAAUUCUCUCCCUUUCCUCCAUCUCAUACUCCCUCCUUCUCCGUUUCAUUCUUACUCUCCUUCUUUUCCUCUUCUCUCCCUUUCCUCCAUGUUAUACUCCAUCCUUUUCCGUUUCAUACUUACUCUCCUUCUUUCUUAUCCUCUUCACUCCCUUUCCUCCAUCUCAUACUCCCCACUUCUCCGUUUCAUUCUUACUCUCCUUCUUUUUUACUUCUCUCCCUUUCCUCCCUCUCAUACUCCCUCCUUCUCCGUUUCAUUCUUACUCUCCUUCUUUUCCUCUUCUCUCCCUUUCCUCCAUCUCAUACUCCCCACUUCUCAGUUAUAUUCUUUCCUUCCUUCUUCUCCUCUUCUCUCCCUUUCCUCCAUCUCAUACUCCCCCUUCUCCGUUUCAUUCUUACUCUCCUUCUUUUCCUCUUCUCUCCCUUUCCUCCAUGUUAUACUCCAUCCUUUUCCGUUUCAUACUUACUCUCCUUCUUUCUUAUCCUCUUCCCCUUUCCUCCAUCUCCUACUCCCCCACUUCUCCAUUUAUUCUUACUCUCCUUCUUUUCCACUUCUCUCCCUUUCCUCCAUCUCAUUUCCCUCCUUCUCCGUUUCAUUCUUAUUCUCCUUCUUUUCCUCCUUCCUCCUUUUCCUCCAUCUCAUACUCCCCAUUCUCAGUUAUAUUCUUUUCCUUCCUUCUUUUCCUCUUCUUUCCUCCAUCUCAUACUCCCCCUUCCGUUUCAUCUUUCUUUUCUUUCCUCCCUUUCCUCCAUCUCAUACUCCCUCCUUCUCCGUUUCAUUCUUACUCUCCUUUUUCUUUUCCCCUUUCUUCUCUCCCUUUCCUCCUUAUCUCCUUUUCCCCCUCCCUUUCUCCAUUCAUAUUCUUCUCAGUUAUAUACUUACUUUUCUUUUCCACUUCUCUCCCUUUCCACCAUCUCAUACUCCCCUCCUCUCCGUUUCAUUCUUGCUCUCCUUCUUUUCCUCUUCUCUCCCUUUCCUCCAUCUCAAACUCCCCCCCUUCUCCGUUCAUUCUUACUCUCCUUCUUUUCCAAUUCACCCUUUCCUCCAUCUCAUACUCCCUCCUUCUUCCAUUCUUACUCUCCUUCUUUUCCUCUUCUCUCCUUUCCUCCAUGUUAUACUCCAUCCUUUCCCGUUUCAUACUUACUCUCCUCUUUCCACUUCUCCCUUCCUCCCUCUCAUACUUCCUCCUUCUCUGUUUCAUUCUUACCUCCUUCUUUUCCUCUUAUCCCUUUCCUCCAUCUCAUCCCCCACUUCCUUCAUUCUUUCCUUCCUUCUCCCUUUCUCUCCCUUUCCUCCAUCUCAUACCCCUUUCUCCGUUUCAUUCUUACUCUCCUUUUUUCCUCUUCUCUCCCUUUCCUCCAUCUUAUACUCCAUCCUUCUCCGUUUCAUACUUACUCUCCUUUUUCUUUUCCUCUUCUCUCCCUUUCCUCCAUCUCAUACUCCCCACUUCUCCGUAUUCAUAUCAUUCUUUUCCUUUCUCUCCCUUUUUUCCAUCUCAUUCCUCUCCCUUUCAUUCCAUCUCCUUCUUUUCCCCCCCUUUUCUCCAUCUCAUUUCCCAUUUAUUUCUUACUUCCUUCUUUUCCUCUUCUCCUUUCCUCCAUCUCAUACUCCAUUCUUCUCCCCUUUCAUUCUUACUCUCCUUCUUUUCUCCUCUUCUCUUUUCCUCCAUCUCAUACUCUCCCUUUUCCUCCCUCUCCUUCUUUUCCCCCUCCCUUUCCUCCAUCCAUCUCAUACUUUCCUCCUUUCCCAUUCUUCUUUUCCUUCUUUUCCUCUUUUCUCCCUUCCUCCAUCUCAUACCCCCCUUCUCCGUUUCAUUCUUACUCUCCUUCUUUUCCACUUCUCUCCCUUUCCUCCAUCUCAUACUCCCCCCCCUUCCUCCGUUUCAUUCUUACUCUCCUUCUUUUCCUCUUCUCUCCCUUUCCUCCAAUCUCAUACACCCUCCUUCUCCGUUUCAUUCUUUCCUUCCUUCUUUUCCUCUUCUCUCCCUUUCCUCCAUCUCAUACUCCCCCCUUCUCCGUUUCACUUACUUUCCUUCUUUUCCUCUUCUCUCCCUUUCCUCCAUCUCAUACUUCCUCUUCUCCGUUUCAUUCUUUCUCUCCUUCUUUUCCUCUUCUCUUUCCUCCAUCUCAUCCCCUCCUUCUCCGUAUCAUUCUUUCCUUCCUUCUUUUCUCUUCUCUCCUUUCUCAUACCCCCCUCUUUUCUCUCCUUCUUUUCCUCUUCUCCAUUCCUCCAUCUCAUGCCCCUCCUUCUCCGUUUCAUUCUUUCCUUUUCCUCUUCUCCCUUUCUUCUCACACCUCUUCUCCGUUUCUUUUCCUUCUUUUUCCAUCUUCCUUUCCUCCAUCUCCCCCCCCUUCUCCGUUUCAUUCUUACUCUCCUUCUUUUCCUCUUCUCUCCCUUUCCUCCAUCUCCAUGCUCCCCCUUCUCCGUUUCAUUCCUACUCUCCUUCUUCUUUCCUCUUCUCUCCCUUUCCUCCAUCUCCCCCCUCCUUCUCCGUUUCAUUCUUUCCUUCCUUCUUUUCCUCUUCUCCUUUCCUCCAUCUUAUACUCCCCUUCUCCGUUUCAUUCUUACUCUCCUUCUUUUCCUCUUCUCUCCCUUUUCCUCCAUCUCCAUCUCUCCCUCCUUCUCCGUUUCAUUCUUUCCUUCCUUCUUUUCCUCUUCUCUCCCUUUCCCCCAUCUUAUACUCCCCCCUUCUCCGUUUCCUUCUUUUCCUUCCUUUCUUUUUCCUCUUCUCUCCUUUCCUCCAUCUUAUACUCCCCCCUCUCUCCGUUUCCUUCUUACUCUUCUUCUUUUCCUCUUCUCUCCCUUUCCUCCAUCUCAUACUCCCCACUUCUCCGUUUCAUUCUUUCCUUCCUUCUUUUCCUCUUCUCUCCCUUUCCUCCAUCUUAUACUCCCCCCUUCUCCGUUUCAUUCUUACUCUCCUUCUUUUCCUCUUCUCUCCCUUUCCUCCAUCUCAUACUCCCUCCUUCUCCGUUUCAUUCUUACUCUCCUUCUUUUCCUCUUCUCUCCCUUUCCUCCAUCUCAUACUCCCUCCUUCUCCGUUUCAUUCUUUCCUUCCUUCUUUUCCUCUUCUCUCCCUUUCCUCCAUCUUAUACUCCCCUCUUCUCCGUUUCAUUCUUACUCUCCUUCUUUUCUUCUUCUGUCCCUUUCCUCAAUCUCAUGCUCCCUCCUUCCCCGUUUCAUUCUUACUCUCCUUCUUUUCCUCUUCUGUCCCUUUCCUCCAUCUCAUGCUCCCUCCUUCCCCGUUUCAUUCUUACUCUCCUUCUUUUCCUCUUCUCUCCCUUUCCUCCAUCUCAUACACCCUCCUUCUCCGUUUCAUUCUUUCCUUCCUUCUUUUCCUCUUCUCUCCCUUUCCUCCAUCUUAUACUCCCCCCUUCUCCGUUUCAUUCUUACUCUCCUUCUUUCCCUCUUCUCUCCCUUUCCUACAUCUCAUACUCCCUCCUUCUCAGUUUUAUUCUUACUUUCCUUCUUUUCCUCUUCUCUCCCUUUCCUCCAUCUCAUACUCCCUUCCCCUCUCCAUUUUCUGAUAAUGCCAGUUUCAUAUUCCAAGUGCAUUUACCCAGUCAUUUCAAAAUGGCAAAUUAA